GAGAGAGAGAGAGAGAGAUGGAGGGGGGAGUAGAAGCAUGGAAUGCUGUGAUGUCAGCAACUCACACACACAUACACACUCACGCACACACUCAUACACACACACACAAAGACAAGGAGGACCCACAGGCUGUGUGUGUCUCUCAGCUUUAGUUAGCUCACCCUGCUGUGGAGCGGCUGUCUACAUCCCACUAUUGUCCCAAAGAUGGCCUCCCCAGUCCAAGUAAACUGAGUUUUAGCAAAGGGAACACAGGACAAGGAGGUCGUACACUAUGAGAACACAUAUGAGGAUGAAGAAUAAGAAAUGUUAACAUGAAGCCAUAAAUCACUGAACAUCCACCUCAAGAAGCUGCUGGCCCAACUUGACCCCCUGACCCCUUCACCCGCUGGCUCCACUAUAACCCCACCAAGAUGCUGCAGCAGAUCCUGAAGGACAAGGACAUGUACGURGACCCCGACGUGCUGGACGGCCUCAACGAUGACCAGAAGAAGACCCUGUUCCUGAAAAUGCGCGAGGAGCAGGUGCGGCGCUGGAAGGAGCGGGAGGAGAAGCUGGAGCGAGAAGUGGGGGACCCUGGCACCAAGCGAGCGCGACCCAAAAAAGCCAACAGCAAGAGUGUGAACUGGCAGCUCGGCCGAGACGGAGACGUGUUGGUCAUUGUGAUCGGGGAGGUGGACGAAUUCAAAUCCAAAUUCAUCUGCAUUGCUGAGGAGAGGAAGUCAUCAGUCCUGCAGAACAACUGCCAGAGCCGAAGGUGGCCGAGGAGACGCCAGCGCCCCAGCCCUCCAUCUGCUCGGGGCCUCCCAUGAGAACCGGCGCUGUCAGAGUGAGACCGGCGUCUGCGAACGCGACACUAGGCUGUGUCAACACGAGGCCUGACCUCGCAAAUCCGAGGCUGGAGACCGCCGUGCCAACCACCUCCUCCUCCAGCAUCGCCGUCACAUCAGAGCCUGCGUCAGCAUCACCCACCAAAGUUAGCCUGAGCUCCAAGGACCUCCAGAAGUCCCAAGAGUGCCAAGGAGGAAAAGGUUUUGAUYCAGUAGUAUGUCGUCAGCCAGGCUUGGAGGAGGCUGGGAUGUCYAGGAAUGCAUCAGAUUGUGCCGGGCGUGGCCGAGUGGCUCAGCUGAUGAAAAACUUUAGCGUCGACCCACCGACACAAGGCGCUUCUCGAGGAAUUAAGCCACCACUUCCCACCAAACCUAGUCACUUGCGUUUAACAACCAGGUAAUCCUUACAGAAUGAUGGACAGACACCCYCCCAGUCUCCAUGUGACCUUUCCUCUUGACUAUAUUGAACAAUGACAAACACCUURGUCGCCCCGGUCAGGGAAUUAAACGGAGCACUGAAAUCAUAAAGUUCAUGAAAUGUUUGAGCGGAAAGACUUUUUUACAUUUAUUUUUGGAUGCUGCAUUACUGUAAACUGUCUUUUUUGGGGGAAAUGAGCUCUAAAGUAAUUGAUUGUAUUAAAAUAUUUAGUGAGAGAAAAAAAAUCUACUUUUUAGCACAGUUUUUCUUAUUUACAAAGUCUGUGCGCAUAUCAGUACCUGCUGCAGGUUGUGAUUCGGCACCACUUUGCCAAAUGACUUUCCUUUGAAUAAUUUAUGCUUUAUCAUUGUUUUUAAUUAGGUUGUAAACACUUUAUAAAUUAUUGAACACUAAACAUUUUUAUGCAUUGGUGCAAGUUCUUUCUUUGGCAAGAGCUUUAAUUUUAUUUUUUCUGUAACCUGUCACAUCCUUUACUUGCUGUUGGGUCUACUUCAUUUUCUCUCGUCUUACUUGUUGACUAAAGCAAUAAGAUCAAAUCUUUGAAAAUGGGGGUUUUGUGGAAAUUUAUGAACAAUUAACAGUGAUGGGCACAAUUCCGCAAAUCCACUAAUAGAGGAACUAACUUCACUUUUUGCGGAAUAGCACUUUUGCUAACUUUGGACCGGUUAGCUUCRGCUAAAUUAGAUUGCACUAAAUUUAUUUCUACCAUAAAUUCCCAGGUGUUAAACUUCUUAAUGGUUCAUGCAAAAACUAUUACACACACUUUGAUAAAGUCAAUUUGUAUGUGAUUAUUUAAUUUUGUGGUUUAUAUACGAGCACAGAAAGCAGCAGCAAUUAAAUGUGUCCUUUUUGGUUCAGCCUGAGGCACAUCCUGCAGGAAUAUAACUGAAAUUUCUGCCUGAAAAACCAUUCAAUGAAAACUUGGUGACAGUAUAAGUGCUGAUAAAAUAUUGUUUUUGUGAACAGCGAUGACAUUUUUGAGAUUGAAGUUGUUUUAAAAUGAUAGUUUCCUUUGGCUCCGCUUGGACUUGUGAAUUUGAGCUUGUCAAUGCAGUCAGAAAAAACUGUUCCUCAAAGCUUAUAUUGUUCAAAGAAACUAUCUACAGCAGGUAAGAUAUUAUUUCUCCAUUAUGUUUCCACAGAARCCCGCUUUUAAAAAAUAACAGUUAAAAAUAAGCAAGAAGAGAAAAAAAACCCAGGUUCACUGCUUGGUAAAAUUUAAUUUGACCUUUUUCAUAUGAAGACCUAAUAAACAGUUUAUAAAAUAUUUGCAUCUUAAAGACAUAGGUGAUCGAUAGGUGGUAGUUUCAAUAAAAUUAGAACCAGUUUUAAUCAAAGGACAUUUGUAUUCACUCCUGCAGUCCCUCACAAACACAACUCCGUUAUUUCCCUCCUAAAUUCUGUUUUUCCUUGACCAAAACAAAGAGCAUGGAUAGGCAGAGAGGAGUGAAAUUUGGUGCAGAAGGGUCCUCCCUCAUCUCCCGCUCUCCUCCCAGGGAAUAGUGUCGGGUUGUUUAUUUGUCACAGCACAGCGGACGUCUCCCUUUGCCACCUGGCAGCAGUCUCGCUGCGACCUGUUGUGGACCAAUGACGGUGCCAAACGCACACUCAUCUGUCACUCCCAGUGGAUCAAACCCUGGCAAGUUAGACAGCCGCUGCCAAAUAAUCCAGAUCUGUGCUACUGUUGUUGUUGCUGUUCUUGUUUUAUUCUCAGUUCUGUUUUAUUGUUGCUUUUUGUUUUUUAUGGAGACAUAUUUUGUAACGGGAUGUUAGUCUUUGAACAAAGCUCUUUUAAUAGGCACGCAAUGUAAAAAUUAAAGUGGAUUUUUUUUGGAAUAAUUUUGCUGUUUGUUUCUGUUCUGCAUUUUACUUAUGUGGCCCCAUUUUACAAGAAAAAAAAAUACUUUUUAACUGUUUAAGAUUUAUUGUCAAGAAGCAUUGUUACAACAAAAAUAGUCAACCAAUCCAAGUUUUCUUACUUUUUCUGUGACGUUUACAUCAGCUUGCCCAAUCAGGGUCUUUUCAUUUGCCAAUUCUUAGACAUUUCUGGUUUAAUUUUCACUGAAUGUUUUCCAAACCUGUGAAAUAAAUCACUUUUUUUGCCUGGGACCAAAAUUAAAACAUUUUGACAUU
Messenger RNA from Austrofundulus limnaeus, 3399 nucleotides. RefSeq lists its product as uncharacterized. The record is from RefSeq and is a predicted model, not a curated record. Gene Ontology annotation, cellular component: cytoplasm. NCBI's taxonomy places the organism in Eukaryota, Metazoa, Chordata, Actinopteri, Cyprinodontiformes, Rivulidae.